Vitis riparia (riverbank grape) is the source of this 1638-nucleotide messenger RNA. Its product is annotated as probable 28S rRNA (cytosine-C(5))-methyltransferase. Gene Ontology annotation, molecular function: methyltransferase activity. The transcript has 13 exons. The record is from RefSeq and is a predicted model, not a curated record. The coding region runs from base 21 to 1547 and encodes 508 amino acids. Lineage: Eukaryota; Viridiplantae; Streptophyta; Magnoliopsida; Vitales; Vitaceae. Gene Ontology annotation, cellular component: nucleolus. Gene Ontology annotation, biological process: rRNA base methylation.
UCUUUUUGCCAUCGGGAGCCAUGGUGUCUUCGAAAACGGCGGCGACGACAGCCUCACGCGCCAGGAAGCCGAAGGAGCAGCGGCUAAGCAAAGCCGACCGGUCUUCAUACUUCGCUAGAAGGGAAGCCGCGAAGGUCCUGCAGUGCGUUCUCCAAGGAGACGCUAAGCGGCGAGCCGUCGGCUCCAUCAAAUCGCUGGUCUAUAGCCCCUCGGUGAGGAACAAGAAGGCCACCUUCGCGCUCGUCUGUCAAACUCUGAAGCAUCUUUCAAUUAUCAAGGAUGUUUUGGACUCUGCUAGGAUUCUAAAUGCCAAGUGGAAGAGGCAAGAGGGAUUGAUGUAUAUAAUCACUUACGAUAUUCUGUUUGGCCAGGAAAUUUCAUCAGUUGGUGAUGCAGAGAAAUUUCUACUGCUUCAGAAAGAUGCUAUACAGUUAGCUCUAGCACGGCUUUUGGUGCGAAAGAAGGUGAAACGUGUUGAAGACUUGAUGGCUCUUUAUCAAAUUCCUGAUGUUUCGAAACCUUGUUUUGUUCGUGUAAAUACUCUGAAGUUGGAUGUUGAGUCUGCCUUCCACGUGUUAGGGAAACAGAACAUGGUUCAGAAAGAUGACAUGGUUCCUGACUUGUUAAUACUCCCACCAGGUAGUGAUUUGCAUGAUCAUCCUCUGGUCAGAAAUGGGAGUGUUUUCAUGCAAGGGAAAGCAAGUUCAAUGGUGGCGGUAGCACUUGGGCCAGAACCUGGAUGGGAGGUUCUCGAUGCAUGUUCAGCUCCAGGAAACAAGACUGUGCACCUUGCUGCACUUAUGAAAGGAAAGGGAAAGAUUAUAGCAUGUGAACUGGAUAAUGAAAGGGUUAAACGUUUAGAGGACACUGUCCGACUCUCUGGGGCUGCUAACAUAGAAGUUUUGCACGGGGACUUUUUAAACCUAAAUCCGAUGGAUCCAUCAUACUCAAAGGUUCGUGCUAUUCUGUUAGAUCCUUCCUGCUCUGGAUCUGGAACCACUGCCGAGAGAUUAGAUCAUCUGCUCCCAUCAUAUGCUGCAGGUGAUGCCUCAGAUGUUGCUGGCACAGAAAGGCUAAACAAGCUUGCUGCUUUUCAAAAGAAGGCUUUGGAACAUGCAUUAUCUUUUCCAGCAGUCGAGAAAGUUGUCUACAGCACAUGCUCCAUCCAUCAAAUUGAAAAUGAAGACGUAAUCAAAUCUGUCCUACCCCUUGCUGCAUCACAUGGUUUUCAACUCGCAACACCAUUCCCUCACUGGCCUCGGCGUGGCCUCCCUGUUUUUGAAGGCUCUGAACAUCUGCUUCGAACCGAUCCAGUUGAGGACAAAGAGGGCUUCUUCAUUGCUCUGUUUGUCAGAAAGAGCAUUGCCAGAAGCAUGGAACAGCCAAUCAAAACCCGUAAGAACAACAAGGUGAAAUCUGCUAAAGGAAAUGCAACUAUGAACUAUAAUAAAUCUGUGAUGCCUUUUCCUUUCACUAGACUGUCCAAAUUGUUGCUAAAUUCUCAUCUGAGAUUACAGACUUACAAGAAACUAAAUAUGUCUACUUGAAAUACUCCCAAGACUAUAAAAUACUUUUCUUUUGCCUAUUAGACUCUUAUGUAACCCCAAAAGUUCAAAAUUCUCAAGGAACUGUCCUUAA